UUCACUUUGAUCAUUUCAAUUCAGUAUUAUGCAAGAACAAAUCACCUACUCUAUUAGUUUGAAAAAUGUCCCCUACAGUUUAUAUGAAAUGUGUUGUUGCCCUCGAGAUUUUUUUCCACCAUUCUUUAUGUAUAAUUCUUCAGUUUAUGCCAAGGAAAAUUCUUCCACCUCAAGAUUUCAGGGUUUCCAGUAACAAAAACCACAACAAAAAUCUCUAAGCAAUUCUUGUUUCUUUCCGUGGAGUAUUUUGGUCCUGGGGAGACCUGCUGUUUUUGUCUUUUUCCUAGAUGGACAAUUUCAGUCCUCUGAGAUAGUGGUUGCAUAAAUUUAGAAUGUUUCUACUUCAUUUUUUAGACUCUUCACAACUGGUUGAAAAGAAAAAACUUGUAAAGACAGAAAAUUUUUACACUAUUUGAUUUUGUAAGCAACAAUUCAUUGUAAAUCCCUUCAUGGAUACCAUCCCUUCAUGAUGGUUAUGAAAUUGAAAGACUUUAGAAAGAAAUAAAAAUGAGUAGAAAAUUGGUCAAUGGGGGAGAGAAAGGUAAAGAAGCAUUUAAUAAAAGUAGUUUAUAUGAAUAGCUAGUGCUAUUAUCAAACAUACAGUUUUAAAUAUGUAUCCUUUUGUGUGUGUGUGCUUUUUCUUAAAAAAAAUAAGGAAGAACAUUAACUUUUGUGCUACGCCUAGAAUAGCAUCAUCUACAUGGGUAUUUCCUCUUCUCACAUUUCAAAAGACCCUUGAUAACCAAUUGAGAAAAUGCAGAAGAUCUUGCAAACGGAUGAAAUUACCGAUGAUGAAGCUUUUAGGAAAGGAAAGAGGAAAAGGACAGAGACAAUGGACUCAGAGAAUGUGAAUAGUGACAUGGAUAAACAACAGAGAGACCCAUUUUCGAGAAAUGCCUUUCUGCCAGGCGAGAGCUCCAGUGAAGAUGAAGAGCCAUUAGCAGAAUUAUCAAAGGAGGAACUGCUCACCAAAAUAAAAAGCCUGAAGCAAAAACUAACAAACACCCGGAAAGAAAACAGCCGACUCCGACAGUCUUUGGUCAUGCUUCAAGUGCUACCGCAGGCUGUCACCCAGUUUGAAGAACUGGUAGGUAUGGCCGAGGCCCUGCUGAAGGGUGGAGGAGUCAUGUCUACAUCUACAACUACCCUCUGGAGAGCAACAAACAACUCUUCACCAGAUUCAUUUGCCUCAACGUGCAACAAUUCUAAUUCCAGUUCACCAAUUUCCUUGAAUGCCGAGGAAGAGCCUCAUACUGAUGAGAAACAGUUCAAGAUUGAAAAAUGGCAGAUUGCCCGUUGUAAUAAGAGCAAGCCUCAGAAGUUUAUUAAUGAUUUAAUGCAAGUACUUUACACAAAUGAAUAUAUGGCCACACACAGCCUGACGGGGGCAAAAUCCUCUACUUCAAGGGACAAAGCCGUGAAACCAGCUAUGAAUCAGAAUGAAGUUCAAGAAAUCAUAGGAGUCACAAAACAGUUAUUUCCCAAUACAGAUGAUGUUUCAAUUCGAAGAAUGAUAGGGCAAAAGCUAAAUAACUGUACCAAGAAGCCACAUUUAAGCAGAAAUCUUAAUUUUCAGGAUUUUAAGUAGGCUUUUUUGGUAAGUCUUUUAAAUCUUCACGAUCCUUUAAAUGUGGCAAGAAAAUAUUGUAAUUGUUUUACGUGUAGACUAGCAUUUUCCAAACACUCUCCUAGAUAAUACCAGUGACCUGUGAAAUUCUAAUAGGUAUUCCUAGGGGUGAAGGUGGGAGAGGGUUGUUUGGGGGUUUAAACUGGCGAAAUACUAAGUCACACAGGUUUUUCUUUCCCAGAACCUCUCAGAUAUUUUGAUACUCUUCAGUAUGCCCAUGUACACUAGAAAUCUCUAAGAAGGGGGUCUAGUAUUCCAAAUAUGUUUUACUGAGGAACGUUUUUUUCUUCACAGAAUACCUAUUCAUUUGGAGGUAGGAUAGAAAGUAGCCAAAGAAGGGAAAGAAGACAAUUUAUGAAGUGUUUCUCUAGAACAGGGGAGAUUCAGGCCCUUGGGAAAUCUGAGGCAUACCAGUGAGACUGACCUUAGAAUCUAAACAGUGGUUUGAUGCGUGUACAAACUAUUGGCUAGAAGCCUUAAACGGAUCUCUUUCACUGUUCUCCUUAUUGCUUCUCAUUGUCUUUAAACAUUUGUUUAAAAUCAGUUUUUUUUUAGUUUGCA
This is a messenger RNA of Loxodonta africana (African savanna elephant), 2188 nucleotides long. RefSeq names its product BEN domain containing 6 (gene BEND6). Lineage: Eukaryota; Metazoa; Chordata; Mammalia; Proboscidea; Elephantidae. Gene Ontology annotation, cellular component: nucleus. Gene Ontology annotation, molecular function: DNA binding; transcription corepressor activity. The record is from RefSeq and is a predicted model, not a curated record. The transcript is spliced from 5 exons. Bases 755 to 1588 code for a protein of 277 amino acids. Gene Ontology annotation, biological process: positive regulation of neuron differentiation; negative regulation of Notch signaling pathway.